AUGUUUCCCACAGAAGAAGAGAAGAAAGCUGAUGGUGCAAGGUGUGGUGCAUUGUCUUUGCUUGGUUCUGUGUAUGAGUCUGGAGAUGAUGAAGAUGGCAUAACUGAGGAUGCACCUGAAGUGAAAAUUGACAAGCCUGAGGAAACUGUUGAUGCUGCAAGUGUGAGUGUUUCUCAUAAAUCAGAAGGAAAAGAACCUUCUGGAAAUGUUGCUGCAAGAGAUGAACUUGUUUCCAGCAAUAUAUGUCCUCCAAAGAAAAAAGUUCAUGUUAUAAAACGGAACCGUAGCAUUAGUACAGUUAAGUGUGGAACUAUAACUGGGAUAAAGAAAGAAGGGGAUGCAGCUGCCAAUAAGUCUCAGACUCCUGCUGUGCAGCCUGGCACAUCUAAAAUUGCACUACCAAUUUUGGAGCCUCCAUCUGAUUUAAAGAGAGUGGUUGAAAAGAUUGUUGAGUUCAUUUUGAAAAAUGGCAAAGAAUUUGAAGCUGUUCUUGUUGAACCGGAUCGUAAAUUUGGAAGAUUUCCCUUCCUCCUGCCUUCUAACCAGUAUCAUCCUUACUAUUUAGAAGUCCUGCAGAAAACUCAGGAGGCCAAGUUACCUGGCAAGGGCCAUGUUUCUGAGAAGCGGCUUUCAGUAGACAAAAAAAAGGCACUCUCUAAAGAAGGUGAUACCAUCUCCUCUGGAUCUGCUGGGCAUGAUCUACAGUAUGAUUAUGAUAGGAAAGAGAAGUUUAAGAUGGUAAUUGGAAAGUCAAAGAAGGAUGAACAAGAUCCACCUGCCAAGUCUAACCUGCCACAUGUUGGACUCAGUGUGGAUGCAGUUGCAGCUAUUCUUAAAGCUGCCACAAGGGGAAUUAAGAAUCCAGGUCUAGAAAUGUUUCCUAAACCAUCAUCCAGUGGUCAAGGCCCCAGCGAUGAGGGUGGGUAUUCCUCAAGCUUUGGGAGUCUCCAUGCAUCUCAACGUCAAAGCUCCAUCAAUAAGCUAGAUGAGAACAGGGAGCCAAGUGUUUCUGUUCCUGUCGCCAAGGCUAUUGCUGAGACAGCUGCACUUGCUGCUGCUAGUGAAGCUGAUUCUUCUGAAGCGUCCUUGACUAGAGAACAGAAGUUGAAGGCUGAGAGAUUGAAAAGGGCAAAGAUGUUUGCAGCCAUGUUAAAAGGUGGAGCUGCCCCUUUAAGAACCGAACCAUCACGUGGUUUAUCAGUUGAGCCCCCCGGGACAGUGGUUUCUUCAGGUAAUGAGGGUACGAACCUUGCAAACAAAGAGAGGGAAGGCAGUUCAGUCCCAUUUGAAGUUGAUACUUCUGAUAAGAAUGAAAUAUCUGAAAAGAAGAUUUCUGUUGAUGAAUGUAAUGAACGGAGAUCAAAGAGGAGCUACCGUUCCAGAUCUAAAAGACAUGAAGAGGACGAAGAACAAGAUCACGAAGAUGAUGCUGAUGAUGAUGAUGAACAGGGGAAAGAAGAAGAAGAAGAUAAAAGGGGACGCAAGCACUCAAGGAAGAAGCACCGGGCUCAUCGAUCUUCACACCAUGGUAAGAACAGGCAUAAGCACCGGAAAAGGCAUUCCUCCUCCAAAGCUAGUGAAUCUCAAUACCACAAUAACUCCUCUGAUGAUGAAAUCUGGCCCUCUAAACUGUCAAAACAUCACAGUCCCUCUGAUAGUGAGCAUUCUCGACACCAGCAUAAACAUGUUCGUUCAUCCGAUGAUGAACAUCAGCAUUCUCGAUGGCACCAUAAGCAUGGUGGCUCCUCUGAAGACGAGCACAGGCAUACUAGGCGACAUAAACAUCACAGCUCCUCUGAUGGUGAGAAUCACCACAGAAGUAGGUCUACAAAACAUAGGAAAUCCCGAUCUAAAAGAGAAUUGGAAUUAGAAGAAGGGGAAAUAUGUGCAAAAUCAGAUCAAUCUAAAGCUAGUGAAAGUGAACGUGCUAGUAGGGAGGCUUCUGUGGAUUUGUCAAAAUCAUAUCGACAUGGAAAGGCUCCAUUUCAGCCAUCUGAAUCGACUGAGGUUUCGGAUGAGCUUAGAGCCAAAAUUCGAGCCAUGUUGAGGGAAACCUUGUAGCAAAUAUUUUGUUUAUUGCGUUGUAAUAUCAAUUAGCCAAACUUUUAUGCUAAUGAGGUUAGAUAGGAUU
Molecule: messenger RNA, 2131 nt
Organism: Ziziphus jujuba (common jujube)
Lineage: Eukaryota; Viridiplantae; Streptophyta; Magnoliopsida; Rosales; Rhamnaceae
Biological process (GO): mRNA 5'-splice site recognition; RNA processing
Molecular function (GO): RNA binding
Source: RefSeq, a predicted model, not a curated record